AUGAGCUGCAGAUCCCGGAUUGGCCUCCUGCAACAGGUCACUCUGCUGAUCGCAAAAAGGGAGUUGACAGGGAAAGAGAAAUUGGGGCCAAGUCCGGAGUACUGUACCUGCCGCCAGGUCUUCCCCAUGAAGAUCCUGGGAGCUGUCACUGUAGUCGAGAUCCGUGAUAUUAAAGGGAUCGAUUGCAUCGCACGCAUUGAAGGCGUUCAAGAAGAGGUAUAUAUCCUCUGUCUGGCAUCGAGAAUGCAACUAGCAUCUGGUACCACACAAACUAUUGCGAAGCUAGCGCAGGGGCACUGCGAGAUGACUCCCCAGCUGCUGCACGAUGACACCGCAAGGCCGCCAGAGACUAUUGGCAACAUCCGACGAUCUAUUCCCACCGGGGUUAUAGCAUGGAGAGAAGCAGCGCUGCAAACAUCGCCGCCGCCGAUCCCGAUCAUGCAAGGGCCAUCGGCAUUGGCGGCGACCCGAAGGUUUGAGUGGCUGCAUUUCCCCCUCUCCACCAUGAACCAGUCCAAGUUUGCUCUAGCAGCAUGA
Molecule: messenger RNA, 537 nt
Organism: Aspergillus uvarum CBS 121591
Lineage: Eukaryota; Fungi; Ascomycota; Eurotiomycetes; Eurotiales; Aspergillaceae
Exons: 1
Coding region: 1-537 (178 amino acids)
Source: RefSeq, a predicted model, not a curated record